ACUAAAUCAAGUAGGAUUUUAGGUAUUAAACAUGUUUAGCAUUAGAAUUGUGAUUGCAAUUGUGUUCAAUUUAUUUUUAACGUUAAACCUGAGCCUAAAGGUUGAAUGUGAUGAAUGUGAAGCUAAUAACAUACUUGGCUUUUGCAUGGAUACUGCCGAUAAGAUGUGUUGCAAAGGCACCAUAGCUAACAAUAUUUGUGCCAAUCGGGCACAGGUAUGCUGUUUCGGACAAUACGACUGCAAUAAUAAAUACACAAACCCGGGACAGACACAAAACAUGUGCCCAAAUAUUGGCAUCAUUUCACGGUCCGCUUGGAGGUCCAGGAGUCCUAAGACUAAUCUGAAAAGUUUAGCGCCGGUCGGACACGUAUUCAUACACCACACCGACGAUGGAAAUACAUGUAAUAAUCAAAACGACUGUUCCGUGAGAUUGCGAUCACUUCAGAGUUACCAUCAGCUGAACAAAGGCUGGACAGACAUCGCAUGGAAUUUCAUUAUUGGCGGUGACGGACAGGUGUAUGAAGGGGUUGGCUGGAAUAAGGAGGGCUUCCAUACACUGAAUUGGAACCGGUAUUCACUGGGCAUAGCAUUUGUGGGCAAUUAUAAUGAGGUGGAGCCGAGUGUUGAAAUGUUGGAUUCAUUGGAGGAAUUAAUUAAAUGUGGUAAAAAUAAAGGCUAUAUUAGACCUGAUUAUCAACUGCAUGGGCACCGGGAUGCACUGACAACCACUGAGUGUCCCGGUGAAGAAUUAUAUACUGAUAUUUCGCAGAUGCCUCACUUUGUACCAGGGCCACUCAAUCUCUUGCCUAAUUAAUUGCGUAAUAAAUGUUUAAAGUAAAUGCUUGC
Molecule: messenger RNA, 846 nt
Organism: Oppiella nova
Lineage: Eukaryota; Metazoa; Arthropoda; Arachnida; Sarcoptiformes; Oppiidae
Source: the annotation of a GenBank genome assembly